CUAGGUUUUUUUUUUUUUUAACGUGAAGCUAAAAAAAAUGGGUUCAUAGUCUGUAAACUUUCCUUUUACGUGCUAAUCUUUAAGAAUGACUAAGGGUACCAGUUCGUUCGGUAAGCGUCACACCAAGACUCAUACUUUAUGUCGUCGUUGCGGUAACCGCUCUUUCCACAAGCAAAAGAAGACAUGUGCUCAAUGUGGUUAUCCUGCUGCUAAGACCAGAUCUUAUAACUGGUCCGAAAAGGGUAAGCGUAGAAAGACCACCGGUACUGGCCGUAUGAGAUAUUUGAAGUUGGUUCAACGUCGUUUCAAGAACGGUUUCCGUGAAGGUACUCAAGCCAAGAAACAAGCUGUUGCUGCUUCUGCUUAAAACAAAAAUAAAUAAAUACACAAACAAAUCACACAUAUUUUCAACAUUAAAAAAAAAGAGUUACUUUUUUCUUUUAUAAAGACAAAAUAGUGUUAUAAUUUUCUUUUUUUUUAUUAUGGGAAGUUGUUUACAGAGAUGUAUGCAGACAAUAAUAAUUUAAAGUAAUAAUUAUGUGAUAUAUUUUCAAAAGAUACGUUUUUUUUUUUACAAGAUACCAGAGUCUUUUAAAUGAUUUUGAAUUAGGGUAUCUUUAAUAGCAUUAAAUACAUGAGUAAUCUAUUGUAAACAUAAAUUAGUGUUUGUUCAUUCAUUCUUGAU
Messenger RNA from Cokeromyces recurvatus, 685 nucleotides. Its product is annotated as 60S ribosomal protein L37. The transcript has 3 exons. Gene Ontology annotation, molecular function: RNA binding; structural constituent of ribosome. Gene Ontology annotation, cellular component: ribosome; cytosolic large ribosomal subunit. The record is from RefSeq and is a predicted model, not a curated record. Bases 86 to 367 code for a protein of 93 amino acids. Gene Ontology annotation, biological process: translation. Lineage: Eukaryota; Fungi; Mucoromycota; Mucoromycetes; Mucorales; Mucoraceae.